UCGCUUCCAGGUGAAGGGUGCCCGGUCGCCCUGGCAACCGGGUCGCACCGGGCGCUCCUCCCGCGCUUGGUUCCCUUCAGGCCGCAAAGCUGGCGGCCCCGGGGGACUCGCAGAGUCGCGACAGUCUCUCUGACACCUCUCCGACAACUUCAGAAGUGUAUAAGAUAAGCUUUAUAUUUCCAAAUGGAGACAAGUAUGAUGGUGACUGUACAAGAACAUCUUCUGGAGUCUAUGAGAGAAACGGAAUGGGUAUCCACACCACUCCUAAUGGGAUUGUCUACAUAGGAAGCUGGAAAGAUGACAAGAUGAAUGGUUUUGGAAGACUUGAACAUUUUUCAGGAGCAGUAUAUGAAGGACAAUUUAAGGAUAAUAUGUUUCAUGGAUUGGGAACUUACACAUUCCCAACUGGGGCAAAGUAUACUGGAAAUUUCAAUGAAAAUAGGGUAGAAGGUGAAGGGGAAUAUACUGACAUCCAAGGACUGGAAUGGAGUGGCAGCUUUCAUUUUACAGCUGCCCCAGGUCUGAGACUGAAACUCCAUAUGUAGAUGUUCUGCACCAAAGUUUAAGUGGGUAGCUGAAGCACUAGUUGUAAGAAAAGCUAGGAAAUCUGUCAUCUGAAGUGACUUCAUGCGCUACUUCUAUAGUGCCAGCUUGCCAAUAAAACCAUCACUCACUUAUG
Molecule: messenger RNA, 679 nt
Organism: Carlito syrichta (Philippine tarsier)
Lineage: Eukaryota; Metazoa; Chordata; Mammalia; Primates; Tarsiidae
Gene: MORN2
Product: MORN repeat containing 2
Exons: 5
Coding region: 246-545 (99 amino acids)
Source: RefSeq, a predicted model, not a curated record